This is a messenger RNA of Eriocheir sinensis (Chinese mitten crab), 2214 nucleotides long. RefSeq lists its product as uncharacterized. The transcript is spliced from 3 exons. Bases 1138 to 2214 code for a protein of 358 amino acids. The record is from RefSeq and is a predicted model, not a curated record. Lineage: Eukaryota; Metazoa; Arthropoda; Malacostraca; Decapoda; Varunidae.
GUGUGACAGGGGAGAGUGUGAAACAGUUGAGCACAUGACGCUGGAAUGUGAGAAGUAUGAGCGAGUAAGAAUGGAGAUGAUGAGAAUAAUCCUUCCUGAAAUGGGCUGUGAGAUGAAAGAAGUGGUUGAAAGGACAGGGAGAGAAUGAAUGUUGCUGCAGCUGGGGCUGUGUGGGGAGACGACUGAGAGGGGGAUUGUGGCAGUGAGUUCCUAGAGAGAAUGUGGUGUGUUAGGAGUAGGGAGUAGAAUGUAUGAUGGGUACUGUUUGUUUAGGUGUUAUUUUUUUUACAGGUGUUGCCGUUACAAAGGCCUGACGUGGAAGAUAUCCCAAGUCACCUGUAAGAUCAAGAUCAGGCACUGCGUUAUGGGAGACACGAGGCCUCCGUGCUCUGCCAAGUCUAGGAGCAGACUGGCCAAGCCGGGCCACGCAUGCGCAGAUGGGAGGCAGCGGUUUUCACGCGCAACUGUUAUUCACGCUACACCUGCCAGCAGUGUUGCCAGAUUGUCAGAAAUUUCUGGAGAUCUUCUGAAAUUUUGACAUUUUGUCAGAAUUUAAGAAAUUACUGUAAAAUCUUCUGAAAUUUGAACGAAUUGUCAGAAAUUCUCCAGAUUUUUUGCAAGUUAUUGUCCGGGUGUCCGCCCAAACUUGACCGCCAUCGUCUCGUACCUCAAGGUUACCGAUGAGACGAUAAGACCCAACGAUAUAAUCUAGGAUAGACAACCUAAUUUGGACCCUAGGGGCUGUGUGAUCUGGUUUUCUAUGUAAUUCUAAUGUAAUUCGCCGCCAUCUGUCAACAGCGUUGCCUCAGGCGAAGCACUCGGACACAGCCAGACGCCAGCCCAGUGACGUCACGGCAGUCGGCGUCCCCUACUCAUACGACGCAUCCAUGCACUUCCAAAUUGGUGAUAGUGAUCUGAAUAGUCAAACAUGAGUUCCCAAGGCACAUCUGCAGGUGCAAGCGAGCCUAGUACAAGUACCAAAAAGAAAAGAUACCACCAAAAGUACAGCUCUGCAUGGGAAGUUGAACCCGAGUUUCACGGAUGGCUUAAAGCAAGUUCUAAAGGAUCCUCUUAUUAUUUUUGCUCUGCAUGUAAUAUUGAAGAAAUGCUGGUAGACUAGAUAUACGGAAGCAUGCUAUGGGAAAAAAACAUGUUCAAAACUGCAAAAUGUUAUCAAGGCAGGUUUCUGUUUUAGAUAUGCCUUCUGUUAGCAGCAAACAGAUUAUGGGUAAGCAGGUCAAAGAGGGUGAAGUAAGACUGGCAUCAUUUAUAUGUGAACAUGAUAUACCCAUCAGGGUUGUAGAGCACAUGCCUCAGCUGUUACAAACAAUAUGCCCAGAUUCACAGAUAGCUAAACAAAUUAAAUGUGGUAGAACAAAACUAACAUCACUGAUCAACAAUGUGACUGGGAGAGAGAGCAGUAAGCAGUUGAUAACACAUUUGCAGAGCUCUAAGUUCUCUCUUAUUGUGGAUGAAAGCACAGAUAAGGGGUGUAUUAAGCAUCUAUGCAUGGUGGCACGGACUUUAGUAGAUGAUGAGGUAAAGGACUGUUUUCUCGGCUUGAUUCAGUUGGAGGAUGCAACAGCUAUAGCACUGUACAAUAAUGUGGUUAGUUUUUUCAGAGAUAAUCAAAUUGAUUAUAAGCAAAAUAUGAUUGGAUUUGCUGCUGAUGGGGCAAAUGCAAUGCUAGGGGCACACAAUUCUCUUUCUUCACGUUUGAAAAAUGAUGUAGAUGGACUGUUUAUCAUGAAAUGUAUUUGCCACACUUUUGCAUUAUGUGCCUCUUAUGCCUGUUUGAAAUUGCCAAGAAGUAUAGAGGACCUAGCACGUGACAUUUUCAGUUUUAUUCAGUGCAGUCCUAAGAGAAUUGGGUCAUUGAAAGAGUUUCAGGCUUUUGUAAAUGUCAAACCACAUAAACUCUUGCAUCCAAGCCAGACUCGUUGGUUGUCACUGCAUAUGGUUGUUUCCAGACUAUUAGAGCAAUAUGAUGCACUAACCCUCUACUUCACUGAAGCUGCUUUCACAGAAAGUCUACAUGCUUGUCAGAACAUUCUUGAGAAACUAAAACAUCCAUUAACCAAACUGUAUUUCCUCUUUUUAGACUUUGUAUUGCCCUACUUUAAUUCCCUAAAUAAGCUCAUGCAGUCAGAGUGGCUGGCACUUCGCACCAUAAGCAUGAAGAUUGCUGGGAUGAAUUCUGAAGUGACAGACUGA